Messenger RNA from Adineta ricciae, 747 nucleotides. The record is from the annotation of a GenBank genome assembly. NCBI's taxonomy places the organism in Eukaryota, Metazoa, Rotifera, Eurotatoria, Adinetida, Adinetidae.
AUGCAAUUUUGUCGGGAUUACCGUCGAAAGAUUUAUAUUAUCCUCGUUUUGUUUUUUGUCCUUAUCUAUUUAAAACUUUAUUCAAAAAGUGACAAUAAAAAUAGAAAACAACCAUCAUCAUCAUCAUCAUCAUCAUCAGAACUCAACAUGGAUCAUGUCCAUGAUCAUGCAGCAAUGGCAUCUACAACUAGUUCUGUGAUGAACCACGAUCAUCAUAUGAUGGAACAAAUGUCUGACACCAAUUCCAUGUCGACUGGCCAUGGAGUUCAUAAUAUGAAAGAUAUGAUGAUGAUGGCCAUGACCUUUCAUGGCGGCUACACUGAGCAAAUCCUCUUCGAUCAAUGGAGCACAAAAACAGUCGGUGCAUUUGUUGGCUCAUGGUUCGCUGUGUUUCUCGUUGCUGUACUAUACGAAGGAUUAAAAUCUGUCCGAGAUAGUCUAGCGAGACGUGAAUUGUGUGAAACGUGUUCUCCGAGUCAAAAUCGUACACAAACUAUUCUCUCGGACGACGAACAUCAUGUACUUCGAAAUCAUGAAACCAUACGGGGUCGUUUAUUCAGUAUGGCACACAUCGUUCAGACAUUGUUACAUAUUCUUCAAAUGACUCUUAGCUAUGGGUUGAUGUUGGUAGCGAUGACAUUCAAUACGUAUUUAUUUUUCGCCGUUGUUCUUGGUGCUGGCAUGGGACACUUUCUUUUCGGCUGGCGUCGUUCAUCUGCUAUCGAUUAUAACGAUCAUUGUCAUUAA